AUGGGUUCAUCACAAUCCUUUGAAAGGCUUACCUUGCCAGCAAACACCACAAGCCCUGUGUCCCUCGCCUUCGACAAAGAUGAUGAAGGACCCUAUGUGAUUACUUCUGAUGGUCUAGUCGUCAAACACGCCCCCAAUAUUGGUUUUCUGAAAAUGGCUACCUUUAAAUUUCAAAGAGGAAACAAAACUAAGCAAGGCUUGACCGAUGCUUGCGAAAGGCCACGAGGCAUGGCCUUUAACAAUUUGGGUAACAAAAUCUACUUUGCUGAUGCAUAUGACGGACUCUUUGUUGUGCGUUUUAAUAGUUUAAAGAAGAGAGAGGUGCCAAGGUUAGCAAUCCAUCUUGCCACCAGUGUAAAGGGAGUGCCACUCGGCUUCCUCAGUGGUUUGGAUGUCGACCCCAAAACUGGAAUGCUUUAUUUGACAGAUGCUACUUCUGUUUACGGGCUAAGGAUCCAGAAGUAUUGGCUCAAAGGUCCAAAAGCUAAUAUAGCAGAAACAAUUUACUUUGGGCACCGGGUGGCACAUCCGAUUCACAUAAGGAGAACCAAAUCUGGACAGUUUUGGGUGGCAACGAACCCUAACCUGUUCAAAAACGUUACGGUUCCCACUGCAGUUCUAAUUGAUUCAUCUGGGAGUUUUGUGCUGAAAAAGGUGAGCCUUGAUGAUCAAUACAACCAAAGUUCCGUCAGUGAAGUUCAAGAGGCCCUUGGGACACGCUAUGUGGGAUCUUUUGGUGUGAAUUAUAUUGGUGCUUUCAAUAUGUAA
This is a messenger RNA of Prunus armeniaca (apricot), 768 nucleotides long. Lineage: Eukaryota; Viridiplantae; Streptophyta; Magnoliopsida; Rosales; Rosaceae. The record is from the annotation of a GenBank genome assembly.